Messenger RNA from Erythranthe guttata (spotted monkey flower), 1227 nucleotides. Its product is annotated as putative pectate lyase 16. Gene Ontology annotation, molecular function: pectate lyase activity. NCBI's taxonomy places the organism in Eukaryota, Viridiplantae, Streptophyta, Magnoliopsida, Lamiales, Phrymaceae. The record is from RefSeq and is a predicted model, not a curated record.
AUUUUUUUUCCAUCACCACCUCCGAACUAAAGAAACCAACCAUGGCUUCUUCCACACUAACACUAACCCUAAUUCUAUUAGUCUUAACUAUAUCAACCCUACUAGCUGAGUCAGCAUCCUACACUCCCGCUCCGUCCACCAAGAAACUCAUGAACCCGAUAGACUCUUGCUGGAGGUCCAAACCCAAUUGGGCCGCAAAUCGCCAAGCCCUGGCGGACUGCGCGGUUGGGUUCGGCAAAAACGCAAUCGGAGGAAAAUACGGGGCCAUCUACGUGGUAACGGAUCCAUCCGACGACGCGGCAAACCCUAAACCGGGUACACUCCGAUACGGGGUGAUCCAAUCGAAACCACUAUGGAUCACCUUUGCGAGAAGCAUGGUUAUUAGGCUCAAGAACGAGCUCAUGAUCAAUAGUUACAAGACCAUAGACGGGAGAGGGGCGAAAGUGGAAAUUGCUUACGGGCCGUGCAUUACGAUUGCACAUGUUAGUCAUGUGAUUAUACAUGGGAUUAGUGUCCAUGACUGCAAGCCCGGAUACUCGGGUGUUGUUCGGGAUAGCCCGACCCAUGCGGGCCAUAGGAGGGGGUCCGAUGGAGAUGGUAUCGACGUGUUUGCUUCGACGGAUGUGUGGAUUGAUCAUUGUUUUCUUUCCAAUUGCUACGAUGGGCUUAUUGAUGUUAUUCAUGCCUCGACCGGGAUUACUAUCUCGAAUAACUUCUUUACCAACCAUGAUAAAGUGAUGUUGUUCGGGCACGACGAUAGCAAUGUUGAAGACAGGGUUAUGAAAGUGACUGUGGUUUUCAACCAUUUUGGGCCUGGUUUAGUUCAAAGAAUGCCGAGGGUGAGGCUAGGUUAUGCACACGUGGCAAACAAUAGGUACAGUCAGUGGGAGAUGUACGCGAUUGGUGGAAGUGCUAAUCCGACCAUCUUUAGUGAAGGGAACUACUUCAUGGCUCCAAAUCGUGCUGAAAUUAAACAAGUUACAAAGAGAGAGGUGAAGAAUGGAUGGCAGAACUGGAAAUGGAGAACAUCUAGAGAUAGAUUCAUGAAUGGGGCCUACUUUGUAACUUCCGGCUACGGAACCACCGCCACAGGGUACACCAAAACGCAGUCGUUUCAAGUGGCUGAUGGAUCUAUGGUUCCAGCUCUCACAUCUGAUGCUGGCCCUCUAACGUGCGCCGGCAAUGGAUCUUGUUGAUUCAUUUUUCUGUAUAUAUAUUUUUAGUCAU